Messenger RNA from Calliphora vicina (urban bluebottle blowfly), 727 nucleotides. RefSeq names its product Phosphatidylinositol glycan anchor biosynthesis class H (gene PIG-H). Lineage: Eukaryota; Metazoa; Arthropoda; Insecta; Diptera; Calliphoridae. Gene Ontology annotation, cellular component: glycosylphosphatidylinositol-N-acetylglucosaminyltransferase (GPI-GnT) complex. Bases 40 to 630 code for a protein of 196 amino acids. Gene Ontology annotation, biological process: GPI anchor biosynthetic process. The transcript is spliced from 4 exons. The record is from RefSeq and is a predicted model, not a curated record.
UAAUUUUUAAAAUAUUUUCACAAAAUUUUUAACACAAAAAUGGACAUGAAUAAAGUUACGCCUUUAAAUUAUAAAUUUCAUAGCAUAACAAAUUUAUAUAACGGAUUACCACAAACAAAUUUAAAUCUAGAAAUUUACCAAUAUGGGUCGGAUUCUGUGGAAGUGAAGCUGAUAAAUACAGACUACCCAAAACAACGAAAUGCAUUAAAGAAACAAUUUAUUUAUUUAAUUUUAUGUUUCUAUGCAUAUGCCAUGCUUUUUUUAUUAAAAUCUUAUCAUUUAGCAUUUAUUGAUACAAUAUUAAUAAUUUCUCUCAUUCCGCUCUUAUGGCGACUAAGCUCCUUAGUAGAGUAUGAAAAAUUAAUUUUUUGUUAUGAUUUUGGUAUACACUUGCAAAUACAAAAAUUCUCGGGCAAACAGAAUAAAUUUGUGGCUGCGUCCCACAUACACGAUAUAGUCAUCAAUGAAGUUUUAGAAAAUUUGGAUUUUCGUUAUUUACUUAUUUUGAGAACCAAAGGAAACCUAUUUCAUAAGAAACAAAUAAUUCCUAUAUUUAUGAUAUUUAAACCCACUUAUGAAUGCUUAAGCUUAGUUUACAAACAUCUUAAUAAAGUGAUGGUGAAAAACUAAAAUUUAUAUGAACAUUUAUCAACUAUUUAUUUAUAACAACAUUAAACCUUCUUCUACAAGACUGCAUUCUUUUAAUAAACAAUCCGCCUGUAAAGUA